CAGUUGAUUCGGUACCCUAUAUAAUCAAGCUAUAGCAUUUGGCUUGUGUAUCGAACUAGAUGGAGGAAUAUCAGAAUCCAAGAAAGAUGAGUGCUAGUGAUGAAUUUACAGUCGAAGACAUUUCCACUACAAUCGACGCCCCCUCCGAUGAUCAAAUAUUCCGCGUGGAUGAAGAUCAAGGGGAACACCAUGAUCAUCAUGUUGAUGGUCAUGAUAGUGCGGUCGCGGCGCAGGCACCUCCAAUGCAGUCAUCAUCCUCAGAGGGACAGGGACAGGGAGAGGGCAGUGCAUUUAGUUCGCCAUCCAUGUCAAAAAAGCCCCUUCUGCUCUCUAUAGUGCCUUCAAACGUUGCUGCCCGUAGAGCUACCCCAUGGAUGUCUCGCACUCCCAACUUCCUCACACCUCUUGGUAGCCCCAUUCGAAGGGCCAUCCGACUUACCAAGCUCGACCCUCAGGACGCUUGGCUCCCCAUCACCGAGUCAAGGAAUGGCAAUGCCUACUAUGCUGCCUUCCAUACCCUUUGCUCUGGAAUUGGAAUGCAAGCCCUUGUGCUCCCCGUCUCCUUCACCGUUCUUGGCUGGACAUGGGGGACCAUAUGCUUGACAGUGGCGUUCAUAUGGCAGCUAUACACCCUAUGGCUUUUGGUAAUGCUUCAUGAAUCCACUGAAACUGGGAUGCGUUACAGCAGAUAUCUUCAACUCUUCCGCGCUACCUUCGGUGACAAAAUGGCCAAGAUCUUCGCUAUCUUCCCCAUCUAUUACCUUUCGGGCGGCACCUGUGUCGCCUUGAUUAUCGUUGGCGGCUCCAGCAUGAAGCUCUUCUUCGAAAUCGUGUGUGGCCACGAAUGCACCGCCAAGCCACUCACCACCGUCGAGUGGUAUUUGGUCUUUACCAGCGCCGCCGUUCUUCUGUCUCAGCUCCCCAAUUUGAACUCCAUUGCAGGUGUCUCUCUGAUUGGUGCCAUCACUGCCAUUGGCUAUUGUACCAUUAUGUGGCUCGUCGCGGUCACGGAGGGCAGGCUGGACGGCGUUUCUUACGAUCCAAAAAGAGAAAACAGCAACACCGCUAUGAUUUUCAGUGUCCUCAAUUCUCUUGGCAUUAUUGCUUUCGCUUUCAAAGGCCACAAUCUUAUCCUUGAAAUUCAGGCAACUAUGCCUUCAAGUGAGAAGAAACCAUCUCAUGUGCCAAUGUGGAGAGGGGUAAAAGUUGCCUAUCUAAUGGUCGCAAUGUGCUUGUUUCCCUUAGCAAUUGGAGGAUAUUGGGCCUACGGACACAUGAUACCGCCAAAUGGAGGGAUGCUAACUGCAAUAUAUCAGUACCAUGGACGUGACACUUCACAGUGGGUUCUGUCAUUAACGAGCUUAUUUGUGGUAAUCAAUGCGGUUAGCUCAUUCCAAAUCUUUGGCAUGCCCAUGUUUGACGAUAUGGAAUCCAAAUACAUCAAACGCAUGAACAAGCCGUGCCCGUGGUGGCUCCGCUCGAUAUCCCGAGCCAUGUUCGGGUACGGCUGCUUCUUCGUAGCAGUGGCGAUUCCAUUCUUGGGAAGCUUUGCCGGUCUCAUAGGAGGGAUUUCCAUCCCGAUUACCUUUGUCUAUCCUUCCUUGCUUUGGUUGAAAAUUAAGAAGCCCAAGAAAUAUAGCAUUAUGUGGUGCCUCAAUUGGGGACUCGGACUUUUGGGCACAGCUCUCUGUAUAAUACUCAUAGCUGCUGGAGUUUAUGUUGUCAUUGACACCGGGAUUCAAGUGAGCUUUUUUAAGCCUCAAUAGUAUUGGGAACGUACGUAUUUCAGAUAUGUAUGUAUGUAUGUAUGUAUGUUCUUUGACACUCAAUAAAUCGUUUUUCAUUUC
Pyrus x bretschneideri (Chinese white pear) is the source of this 1847-nucleotide messenger RNA. RefSeq names its product lysine histidine transporter-like 8. The record is from RefSeq and is a predicted model, not a curated record. The coding region runs from base 60 to 1766 and encodes 568 amino acids. The transcript has 4 exons. NCBI's taxonomy places the organism in Eukaryota, Viridiplantae, Streptophyta, Magnoliopsida, Rosales, Rosaceae. Gene Ontology annotation, cellular component: plasma membrane.